AUGGACCAGCGAGUCGCCCUAGAGAGCGGCGACCUGCGAUACGUGUACAGGCUGCUGAGCGAGGAGCUGGAAAAGAGUCUGGAUGCCGCAAUCGACAGCGAAAAGGCCGGGUACCCUGAGGACGUCAAGGCUGAGGCACUGGCCGCGGCCAAGGCAGAGCUACGCAAGACGUUUGAGAUGGCCCGGUUCGCGGUCAAUAUUUCGGACGUCAGAGUCGAGUCCACAGAGGAUUUCCGAAUGUACUGUGAGGAGAACUACGGUGCGGAGCCACUUGAUCUCGAAUUGAACCAGCAGGUGUUCAACGAGCUGGGCGAAAUCGACCACACGACCGAUGGAGUGGCCCGGCAAAGGACGCGAGUCGCUUCGGAAGUAGCCGAGCUCUACCGUCAAUCUACGCAAAUACGACUAGCUACGUUCGACAAACAGCUCAGCUCUGAGGAAAUCAGCUUGCCGGAGCUCAACAUACCGUUUGAGCGCGUCGAGUCGCUCAGCGAAGACCUCAGGGUAGCCAACGAGCAGAGCCAAGCUCUUCAGAGCGAGCUGCGCGAGCUGAUCGCCAAGAUGACGGACAUCAAGAACGGCAUCGCCAUUGGCUGA
This is a messenger RNA of Wickerhamiella sorbophila, 597 nucleotides long. RefSeq lists its product as hypothetical. Bases 1 to 597 code for a protein of 198 amino acids. The record is from RefSeq and is a predicted model, not a curated record. The transcript has a single exon. NCBI's taxonomy places the organism in Eukaryota, Fungi, Ascomycota, Dipodascomycetes, Dipodascales, Trichomonascaceae.